Messenger RNA from Morchella importuna, 213 nucleotides. RefSeq lists its product as uncharacterized. The transcript has 5 exons. Lineage: Eukaryota; Fungi; Ascomycota; Pezizomycetes; Pezizales; Morchellaceae. The record is from RefSeq and is a predicted model, not a curated record. Bases 1 to 213 code for a protein of 70 amino acids.
AUGAGCCAAUGUGUUUGUGAUUCGGGCGUUGAGAUUAUCUCUCUACUCUCCGCUCGUUUCUUCACUCGUACAAGGCAACGACAACGAGAUGUUGCUGUUGAGAAUAUUUGCGUACGAAGAAUCCACAUAAGCUCGUCCGCGACCCUUAUGGUUAAGGUUUACAGACUUCGAAGGUUACAGCUGCAGCUGUCAAGAAGCUCCAAGCAGGUAUAG